Messenger RNA from Cucurbitaria berberidis CBS 394.84, 2502 nucleotides. RefSeq lists its product as uncharacterized. The record is from RefSeq and is a predicted model, not a curated record. Bases 1 to 2502 code for a protein of 833 amino acids. Gene Ontology annotation, biological process: retrograde transport, endosome to Golgi. The transcript has 5 exons. Gene Ontology annotation, cellular component: GARP complex. NCBI's taxonomy places the organism in Eukaryota, Fungi, Ascomycota, Dothideomycetes, Pleosporales, Cucurbitariaceae.
AUGGGCAUGGAUUCAGCGCUGACGCUCAAUGCAGCUGAAUACAACCCCCUCGACCACCUGAACGCCAUCUUCUCCCACCCCGCCGCCCUCUCCUCGGUUGCUGCUACGUCCGAGGCGCUCCGCAGCUACCACGAUGAUCUUGACGAAGAUAUCGCGGGCAUCGUCGCCUCACAGUCGGCCUCAGAUGCCGACAGCGUGCAGCGCAUUCAGGCCGCCAAGGCAGAGCUGGCGGACCUGUUCAAGACCAUCGAGAGCGUGCGCGAGCGAGCCAUGCAGACAGAGCAGACCAUCACCGACAUGACGGCAGAUAUCAAGCGUCUGGAUAGCACCAAGCGGAAUCUAACACUGUCCAUGACGGCAUUGAAGCGGCUGCAAAUGCUGACGACGGCCUACGAACAACUGCGGAGCUUGAGCAAGUCGCGGCAGUACCGAGAGUGCGCCCAGCUGCUGCAGGCUGUCAUCCAGCUUGUGGCACACUUCAAGAGCUACCGCUCCAUAGAUCAGAUUGCCACCCUGAGUCGCAAUGUGGCCGAUGUGCAGGGCGAGCUCCUCGAGCAGGUUUGCGAGGAUUUCGAGGUCACUUUUACCAAGGGUGAAGUCGCACAGCGAAGGGCUAUGCUUGCGGAGGCUUGCAAUGUCAUUGAUGCUCUCGGUGAGCACGCUCGGACGCGGCUCAUCAACUGGUAUAGCAACACGCAACUCCGCGAAUAUAGACAAGUCUUUCGCGGCAAUGAUGAAGCAGGCUCAUUGGACAACAUCUCGAGGCGAUAUUCUUGGUUUACUCGGAUGAUGAAGACAUACGAUGUCGAGCAUGCGUCCAUCUUCCCGCCUUACUGGCGCGUCAACGAGAUGUUGGCCAAUUCUUUCUGCGAAGGCACGCGCGAGGACUUCAAGGCCAUCCUACAACGUUCCAUGCGGCGAGGAGAUGGACAAACGCUGGACGUCGAUCUGCUACUCUCGUGUCUGCAAGAGACGCUAAACUUUGAGCACGGCCUGGAACGGAGAUUCUCCAAUGAGUCACGAUCUUCCAUCGAUACCAUGGCGUCUAAGGAUGAUAGGUCGCCUGGCUUUACCCAAGCCAUCUCUGAGGCUUUCGAGCCGUACAUGAGUCUCUGGGUAGAAUCACAAGAUAAACAACUUGCUACUCUGAUACCCAAGUACCGGCAACAGCCGCUGCGAAAUGCCGAGGAGGACUUCUCGCAUCAAGCCGUUAUCCCUUCCUCAACCGAGCUUUUCCACUUCUACCGUCUUACCUUGGCUCAGUGUGCUAAGCUCUCAACUGGCACGAGAUUGCUGGAGCUUUCCACCACGUUUGCCAAGUACCUAGAUCAGUAUGGUCAGCAAGUGCUGUACUACUUCCUAAGUGAGAAGUCAGGGGCUCAAGGACCAUCCCUAGAGGAUGCAAUCCUCAUUCUCAACACUGCAGACUAUUGCUACAUCACUUGCAAUCAACUAGAGGAGAAGAUCAAAGGUCGCAUCGAUGAAGAGCUUAAAGCGAAGGUCGACCUGCAAAGCCAGGCCGAUGCCUUUAUGGGCAUCGCCAGUUCCACAGUGCGUAUGCUAGUAAGAAGAGUCGAGAUUGCAUGCGAGCCCAGUUGGAGGGAGAUGCGCAACACGCCUUGGGCAAAGCUUGAAAGCGUAGGCGAUCAGAGUACCUAUGUUGCAGAGCUCUUGCGCCACUUCAAGGAAAGGUCUGCCGAAAUCCUAAAGUAUCUUCAUAAACAACAAUAUGCACGUGCCUUUAGCGACCACUUAGUCGACCUAAUGGCAACGACAUACAUCGCCAACAUCGUGCAGAGUAAGCCAAUUUCAGAAGCCGGCGCUGAGCAGAUGCUGUUGGACUCUUAUGUUCUGAAGAAAGGCUUCACGGAGCUGCCCACGCUUAACGAGGAGCCUGGGACAGCACCACCCGCGAACUUCGUCAAGCGAGUAACCCAAUCAAUGUCAAAAAUCGACCCCCUUCUCAAAACCCUACAAGUUCGCCCCUCGCCCCCCGAGGCCCUCGUGCAAGCCUACCUCAUCCAUAUCGCCGACAAAUCUGACACGAAUUUCCGCAAAAUUCUCGAGCUCAAGGGUAUUCGCAAAGCUGAGCAGACACAGCUUCUGGAUCUCUUCGCAGCAUUUCGUGCGUCACCGAACCACGAAGGCCUUGUGGAGAACAGUCCAUUGCUCACGCCAUUGCAAAUGCAGAGUACUCAUGGUGGCACAGGGAUUGGGAGUUUGGGUAAUGCGGGCAGUGUUAUGGGUACGCCGAAUUUGGGUGGAGGACGGUUUGACCCCGCGGGUUUGGGAAAUAUGCUUGUCAAUGCAGCGAGGGACGGCGUGGAUCGGUUUGGGAGUCCGGCGCCAGGGCAACAGCAAGGUGCAGCGGAUGGUGGAGUCGGGGCUGUGGGAGAUGCAGCCAAGGCGAAUCUUGAGAGCAAUUUGAAGAACAUUGGGAAGUUCUUUAGAAGAGAUGUUGGAGGGUUUAGGGGAUUUGGACGUAAUGAGGAAGGGCGGUAG